AAUUUGCAGAUUUUUCCGAUAGAAUUCCAUUGUAAGUUUGUGUGAAGUGGUUUUUAGCAGUCGUGGUUUGUUUUUCGUGAAAAUCACACGGAAAUUGGUCACGCAGGUGUGCUAAAGUGUGAUAAUACAACUCAUUAGAGUUGCACGUUUCAUUGAGCAGUGCUGAAUUACUCAAUAAAUUGUUCAAAAUGGGCUGGGUUAAGAAGAUAAAGGAAUCAACGCCAAUUCACCUUUGUCUGGCCAUAACGUUCUUCACUUCCGGCCUCGUUGUCAACGCUACUCAGCUGGUGCUCUUUAUCACGGUGAAGCCCUUCAAUAAAACUCUCUAUCGCUCCUGCAUGUACUACCUAUGCUACUCACUCUACAGCCAAAUUGUGUUCCUCACUGACUGGUGGUCCAACAGUCGUGUCAUCCUCUAUAUUGAUCCGGACGAUCAGAAAAAAUACUUUGGUCAGGAGCAUGUAAUGGGCCUCAUGAAUCAUACGUAUGAGAUUGAUUGGCUAGUUGGUUGGUCGUUUUGUGAGAAGAUUGGAGUUUUGGGCAAUUGUAAGGCCUACGCCAAGAAGGUCAUUCAGUAUCUGCCCAUCAUUGGGUGGGCAUGGAAAUUCUCGGAAUUUGUAUUCCUCGAACGAUCUUUUGACAAGGACAAGGAGCUCAUUGGGAGGCAGUUAGCUAAUCUUUUGGCCUAUCCGGAUCCCAUAUUUCUUCUGUUGACUCCGGAAGGAACGAGAUUUACCAAGGAGAAGCACGAGGCAUCGGUGAAGUUUGCCAAAGAGAAGGGCACAACCGCCUUGACGUACCAUCUCAUUCCAAGGAGCCGGGGCUUUACGACAAGUCUGCCGCAUUUGAGGGGGAAAUGUCCGGGAAUUCUGGAUGUUCAGUUGGCUUUCAAGACAGAUGACAGGGUGGCUCCGACAGUGUCAAAUCUUCUGUGUGGUCGAGGAGUUACGGCGCACAUGUACAUAAAGCGCAUUGAUCUCAAUGAUGUUCCGGACAAGGAUGAGGAGGCUGCUGAGUGGCUUCAGGAGAUGUUCAGGAGGAAGGAUCGGAUGCAGGAGAGUUUUCACAAGCAUGGUGACUUUUUCACAUCUUCAGGAGUUCCGCGUCUCAAUCAGUAUGAAUAUAAGCCACGCCUCAGGACACUACUCAACACAACUGGAUGGGCAAUCGUCACACUCACCCCAAUGACUUUCUAUCUGGUCAAAAUGCUCCUCAGUGGCGAGAUUAUCUUCUUCUCAAUUGGUGCUGGCAUUCUUUUCACUUUCCAUACGCUACUUCAGAAGGCCAUCGGGAUGUCCAAGAUCAGUAAAGGAUCAGCUUACGGUGCUAUGCAGAAGAAUCAUCAAUAAUGGGUGCGCGUGCAAGAUGGGUGUUUAGCUUCAGAAACCACCUCCUCAAACACUGUACAAAAUAUUAUAUAUUUUGUAUUUUUUUCGACAAUUUAUUUGACUUUUUUGAUUUUUGACCAAUUUAUGAGCUUCCUUGGACCAUUUAGAGAGGAAUUUCCUUUUUUUGUAAUUUUUACUUAAAUUGCGGUCUCUUGUGUUUAUCCGAGGGGAAGUUUGUGUUGAGGGUUUUUUUUUUUUUGGAGCGCUCUGGCACAGUGUCAUCAUGAGAUUGCGUCAGCCCAUUGGACCUCCGGAAUGGAUAAUUAUUUUAGAUAGGUCAUGUAUACUGUAUUGUAAUGUUUUCGAAUGGUAUUUUAUUAAAAGAAAAAACUUGAAAUUGUUGAAAGUAAAA
Molecule: messenger RNA, 1740 nt
Organism: Phlebotomus papatasi
Lineage: Eukaryota; Metazoa; Arthropoda; Insecta; Diptera; Psychodidae
Product: 1-acyl-sn-glycerol-3-phosphate acyltransferase gamma-like
Exons: 5
Coding region: 189-1349 (386 amino acids)
Cellular component (GO): endomembrane system
Molecular function (GO): 1-acylglycerol-3-phosphate O-acyltransferase activity
Source: RefSeq, a predicted model, not a curated record